Pseudomassariella vexata is the source of this 1713-nucleotide messenger RNA. RefSeq lists its product as uncharacterized. NCBI's taxonomy places the organism in Eukaryota, Fungi, Ascomycota, Sordariomycetes, Amphisphaeriales, Pseudomassariaceae. The record is from RefSeq and is a predicted model, not a curated record. The coding region runs from base 1045 to 1365 and encodes 106 amino acids. The transcript has 2 exons.
GCACUUCACUUCAUUCUCACCUGUUAUCUGCAAAACACGCCUGAUUCAAAGAGCCCGAAGGCUAACGUACAUCCUUGGAAGCCCUCUUCUUAGGAGGGCCGUGUCUGCCAAGAAAAUGAUUAAUUUCGCAGCGUUUUAUUGAAUUCUUUACUUAAUUAGCCGUUUUCUAUUAAUAAUUCAAUUAUCUGCGCGGCAGAAAGUAUAAAAGCCUUCCCCACCUCUCCUACUAGGGUACAAACCUUCUACGCCGCUCUUAACUCUAUCCAUAGUUUAUACCUCGCUAAACAGCGACUAGCCUCUCUAGGGAGUAAAGCUAACUGUUAGUAGUAAUAUAUAAGGCGGAGUACGUCAAGAGCCGAGCAUAUGGUUAACUCGAAAUGGUUUAUACCGUGAGGCAAGGUAGUUAGAAGGCAGUCCCUCGAGCUAUCUAAGUAGGUGUGUAUGGUGCACGGGCCAUAUAGGCAUAAGUUGGCCACGGCUGAGGGUCUGUCUCGCUGUUCCGCCGUUCCCAACAUGCGGGGCCAGUUUGCAAUCUCCACGAUAUCGUCCGAUUUGAGGGGAUGUGGGCAUAGCCCAUAUGUUUAGCCACCAGGCGGGCUCCGAGUGCCGCAUAGGUAUGCUGGCGCCACGGGACGAAUGGACAUGUGCAUGACAUUGCGCGUGGCGGAGCCGGUACGUCUCGAUUUGCUUCGAUAUUGAUUGCGAUUGAAGUGCAUAUAUGCUGCCCGUCGACUCGUCACCAGCAUCGAACCUUGGAACAUUGCAAAUCUUUUGCUAGAUGUUCAGGGAGUAGGCCAGCCUGAAACGAAGAACCACCACCUGCAUACUGUUGUCCAUGGCCUAGGAGUUCCAACCACCAUGCAACCAGUCGAACCUUAUAUCCCUGGACCGCACUCGUGUUACUAAACGAAAGCCUUGUUGUUGAGGGUAUCACGACUAAGUACAGCUAGGAGUUAGCAAUGGCCACAAGGAAUGGCAGGGGUUGUUUGAGUUAUCCGUCGAUACUUUAAACAGCCAGUAUCUUCCCUGGAGAGCACGAUUCGAAUGGUCCAGCGGAAUACCCGUGCCUUCAUCACCCUAUUCCCCGUAGAUAUAGACAACCCUCGCCGUCCCGCAAGCUGUUCAGUGCGUACCCGAAAGGUUAGAUCAAACAGAUGGCGGUCGAUGCUGUCAACCACGCACGGCGACAUCCGAAAAGCUUGCAAAGUGGUCCAGCUGCUUCACAGAACCCAGAUUGGACGACCUCUGAAAGAUACCGCCGUUGAUGAGUUCUCAAUAUUUUUGGUACAUGUUCACCUCUGUGUACUGUAUCCUGGUCACAGAAAUCACGCUGCUGAAAGACGGCGGACAAUGUCCGGUCGGUGAGAAUCCUCCUUCGCUUCACCUACCUAUCUUGGCUGGAAGUGUCCUCGUCGUUUCUGCGAUGUAAAGUCGGAAGGAUCGCUGAAACUGGCCAUUGGCUGGAUAGUAGCAUGAGAAAGAGUUCACUGGGAGUUUCAAUCGGCCAUAGAUCUGUCGACCUCUCGGAAUGGUAUCGCUGCCAUGCUUCCUGGAUAUCCCUCGUUAAUGCCAAGCAGCUGGCCAUCUUGGUUUCGAGCAUGCUCAAGCGAACUUCGGCAAGUCGUAUUCGUCCAAAUGGCGGCUGAGGGCGGCUUGUAGUUGAUUGACAAUGAAAUAUGGGGUGGUGUUCACUUGUCCAAGAUCUCUAGCAAG